Perognathus longimembris pacificus (Pacific pocket mouse) is the source of this 2556-nucleotide messenger RNA. RefSeq names its product vomeronasal type-2 receptor 26-like. The transcript has 6 exons. Gene Ontology annotation, molecular function: G protein-coupled receptor activity. Bases 1 to 2556 code for a protein of 851 amino acids. Gene Ontology annotation, cellular component: membrane. Lineage: Eukaryota; Metazoa; Chordata; Mammalia; Rodentia; Heteromyidae. The record is from RefSeq and is a predicted model, not a curated record. Gene Ontology annotation, biological process: G protein-coupled receptor signaling pathway.
AUGUGGCUGUGCAUCCUGCUCCCCACUUUGCUGGGCUUGCUCUCUGAGUCUGCACUUUGUGCACCAACAGGCUUGCCAGGGAAGAGUCCCCGCUUUGACCGUCCAGGGGAUGUGGUGGUGGGAGCCAGUUUCCCUAUAAUUCGCUUCCAUAAUAUCACCUUGUUGGAUUUCACGUCCCCACCAGCUGGCCUGGUGCAUUCACAGGUUUCCCUGUGGGGAUACUUGGUGGCUCAAGGUUUUGUUUUUGCCAUUGAGGAGAUUAACAGGAGCGUCCAGCUGUUGCCCAAUCUGACCUUGGGCUUCUCCAUCCGCAACUCUGGGGACUUGGUGCAUAGAAGCCUCCAUGAGACCAUGGGCUUUCUCACAGGGCAGGAGGAGCCGGUCCCCAACUACUCCUGUGGAUCUGGUCCCCCCAAAGCUGCUAUGGUGGGAGAAACACGGUCCACCCUGUCUGUGUCCAUGGCCAGGCUUCUCGGUCUGUACAAGUUUCCCCAGAUCAGCUAUGCAUCCACAUUGCCAGUCCUCAGUGACAAGACUCAGUUCCCUUCCUUCUUCCGGACCGUGGCCAGUGACCUAACGUCCUUCCGAGCAGUGAUUGAGCUGGUGAUCCAUUUCAGAUGGUCCUGGGUGGGCAUCCUGGCCCAGGAUGAUGACUUUGGGCAGCAGGCCAGCUCUCUGGUCACCCAGGAGCUCAGCCAGCCUGGUGUCUGCAUUGAGUUCAACUUCCAAGUCCCUUCCCAGAGAUCUCUGGAGAAGACUCAAUUAAUUGCGCAGAAGAUGCAGAGAUGCACAGCCACUGUUGUUGUGGUCUUUGUGAACAACUCCAAUUUUGAGCUCAUCCUGCAGGGCUUGCUGCGCCUUGGUAUCAAAGGCCGGGUCUGGGUAAGCCCGGAUACGCUGCACAUGACUAUUGCCUUGUCCUUGCCUGGUAUUGGGCAGGUCCUACAGAGUUCAUUUGGUCUUUCGUAUCACAGAAACCAGAUGCCUGAUUUACCUGAGUUCCUUGCUGGCCUUCACCCCAGCAGGACCCCAGAGGACAUGUUCAUAGAGGGGUUCUGGGAGGCCACCUUUCGAUGUUUAUGGCCCCAUGGGAACACCACCCUGGCAGAGGGUGUCCGUUUCUGCUCAGGUAAUGAGAGUUUGGCAGGCAAGAAGCUUCCUUUCCAAGAAGUGAUUAAAUUUGAUAUUACUUACACAGCUGUCUACAACAUUGCCCAUGCCCUGCACAACAUGGUAGACUGUGAGGACCAGGAUGGGAUGUGUGUAGAUCCUGGGCACUUCCAGCCCUGGCAGCUUCUCCAUUCCCUCAGGAAGGUGCACUUCAAGACUCCUGAUGGCAGUGAAAUUGUUUUUGAUGCCAAUGGGGAUCUGGUUCCACAAUUUGGCAUUGUGCAGGGGCAGAAGACCCCUGGGGGUGUUUUCCAGUUGGCUCACAUAGGCAAAAUUGACCUUGGAGUUUCUUCGGGGAAGAGACUGUCCAUCCACGUCAAGGAAAAUGUUCAGGUGAGGUGGCUGGGUGUGAGUUCUAUACCUAUCCCCAUCUCGGUGUGCAGCAGGAGCUGUCCUCCAGGGUUCAGCCAGGCCACAAGGAAGGGGGCCCCCCACUGCUGUUUUGAUUGCAGACCCUGCCCUGAAGGACAGUUCUCAAAUCAAACAGACAUGAAGAGAUGUCUCCUGUGCCUUGAGGAUCACUACUCAAGCCCUACUCGAGACGGAUGCCUACCCAAGACUGAGUCCUUCCUGGCCUUCGAUGAGGCCCUGGGGUUCAGCCUGGCUGUGCUGUCACUCAUGUUGGCUGGCCUGGCUGUGCUGGUCCUGGGGAUAUUCUGGAAGCACCAGGACAGUCCUGUGGUCAAGGCCAACAACCGGCCUCUCAGCUACUUACUCCUGGUUUCCCUGAGCCUGUGUGCCCUGUGUGCCUUGCUGUUCCUGGGCCAACCCACGGCUGCCACCUGCCUCCUGCGCCAGACCACCUUUGCUGUGGUGUUCACUGUGGCGGUGUCAUCCAUCCUGGCCAAGACCCUCACGGUGGUGCUGGCUUUCAGAAUUACCAAGCCAAGGGCCAGGUUUCAGGUGUGCCUGGGCCCCAGCGCGUCUCCAUGUGUUGUCCUGAUGUCGUCCUUGGUCCAGGUGAUUCUCUGUGCAGUCUGGCUGGGCACGUCCCCACCAUUCCCAGGCAGGGACAUGGCCUCUGAGCCCAGGCACAUUGUUAUCCAGUGCCAGGAGGGCUCUGGAGUGGCCUUCUACUGCGUGCUGGGUUACCUGGGCGUCCUGGCCAUGGGGACCUUCUGUGUGGCCUUCCUGGCCCGGGGCCUGCCAGAUGCCUUCAAUGAGACCCAGUUCAUCACCUUCAGCAUGCUGCUGUUCUGCAGUGUCUGGACAGCCUUCCUGCCCCUGUACCACAGUGCUCGGGGCAAGUCCAUGGUGGCUGUGGAGAUCUUCUCCAUUCUGGCCUCUACUACGGGACUGCUUGGUGGCAUCUUCCUCCCCAAGUGCUACAUCAUCUUGCUGAAGCCUGAGCGCAACACCCUGACCUGGUUAAGGCAAGGACACUGA